Messenger RNA from Morone saxatilis (striped sea-bass), 2412 nucleotides. It is a transcript of the gene wdr33, whose product is annotated as WD repeat domain 33. Gene Ontology annotation, molecular function: protein binding. Gene Ontology annotation, cellular component: mRNA cleavage and polyadenylation specificity factor complex. The record is from RefSeq and is a predicted model, not a curated record. NCBI's taxonomy places the organism in Eukaryota, Metazoa, Chordata, Actinopteri, Moronidae.
UUUCUCUCCCACAGACAAUAAGUUUGCGACCUGCUCCGACGACGGGACGGUUCGUAUCUGGGACUUCCUGCGCUGCCACGAGGAGAGAAUCCUGAGAGGUCACGGUGCUGAUGUGAAGUGUGUCGACUGGCAUCCCACCAAAGGUCUGGUGGUCUCUGGCAGUAAAGACAGCCAGCAGCCAAUCAAAUUCUGGGACCCGAAGACCGGACAGAGUCUGGCGACACUCGGUGGCCUGGCAUCCCGUCCAUGAGGGUCUGUUUGCCAGCGGAGGCUCUGACGGCUCUCUGCUCUUCUGGCACACCGGGGUAGAGAAGGAGGUUGGAGGGAUGGAGAUGGCUCAUGAGGGGAUGAUCUGGAGUCUGGCCUGGCACCCGCUGGGUCACAUCCUCUGCUCCGGCUCCAACGACCACACCAGUAAAUUCUGGACAAGGAAUCGGCCCGGUGAUAAGAUGAGGGACCGUUACAACCUGAACCUGCUUCCUGGGAUGUCAGAGGACGGCAUGGAGUACGAUGAUGUGGACCUGAACAACGUGGCCUCCAUCCCCGGUAUGGGGAUCCCUGAGCAGCUGAAGGCCGCCAUGGAGCAGGAACAGAGCAGUAAAGAGGCGGUUCCUGAGGUGGAGAUGUCUAUCCCCGGUCUCGACUGGGGCAUGGACGAAGUCAUGGGUAAAGACACCAAGAAGGUCCCGCAGAAGAAAGUACCGUACGCCAAACCGAUCCCAGCACAGUUCCAACAGGCCUGGGCAGAGAAUAAAGUACCCAUGAUGCCGCCCGGUGGAGAAUUGUCCAAAGACCGGAAGGUGGAGCAGAAAGUGGACGGGAAGAAGAAAACUCAGGCAGAGAUCGAGCAGGAGAUGGCAGCUUUGCAGUACACCAACCCCAUGCUGCUGGAGCAAAUGAAGAUGGAUCGGAUGAACCAGAUGAACGCUGACGGGAACAUGGGCCCCCCACAGGGACAAGGUCCUAUGCCCCCCUUCCCCGGCCCAGGAGGCCCCGGAGGUCCUGGGGGCCCGAUGCCUCCUGGCCAGCAAGGCUUUCCCCCCAGCAUGCCUCCUCAGCAGAUGCCCAACAACAUGGGGCCUCCCAUGGGACCCGGAGGCAUGCAGCCUCCAUUCAUGCCCCCUGGACAGAUGGGGCCACCCUCUGGACCCCAGCCUCACCAGGGGCCCCCUCAGGGCAUGAUGGGACCACCAGACAUGCAAGGACCGCAAGGUAUGCAGAGACAUCCAGGCCCUCCCAGAAACAUGGGUCCCCAAGGGCCUCACGGUAUGGGACCCAGAGGGAUGCAGGGGCCCCCUGGUGGGAUGAUGGGACCCCCUCCUCGAGGAAUGGGUCCAAGGGAUCCGCAGGGGCCUCCACCUCAGGGGGGCAUGAUGGGCCCUCAGGGUCCCAUGCAGGGUGGGAUGAUGGGGCCCCCACCCAGGACACACGGCAACAUGCCAAACAACUAUGGGAUGGGCAACAUGCAGGGGCCCCCGGGAGGGAUGCAUGGGCCUCCAGGAAAUAUGCAGGGACCCCAUGGAAACAUGCAGGGCCCUCCUGGUAACAUGCAAGGACCACAUGGAAACAUGCAGGGGCCCCCAGGAAACAUGCAGGGACCCCAUGGAAACAUGCAGGGACCCCCAGGAAACAUGCAGGGGCCCCAUGGAAAAAUGCAGGGACCUCCAGCAAACAUGCAGGGGCCCCCAUAUAUGCAGCACCAGGGUCAGAACUCGGGGCCUAUGAUGCAUGGGAUGGGGCAGCAGGGGCCCAACAACAAAGGAGACCCUCGGGGGCCGCCACCAAACCACCACAUGGGCCCUCCUGACCGGCAGGGUCCUGGAGGACCAGACCAGGGCUCAGGUCCUUACUGGGGGGACAACCAGCAGGGUCGCCGUGGACCGCAGGACUUUGAUGGAGGCCAGGAAUUCCACAGCAGAAGCGAGGAGGGCUGGAGACCUGGACCUGGGUACCAGGGAGGAGGAGGGGGAGGUCACAGGGGGGGAGGACACCGAGGAGGAGGGAACGGGGGGAACUGGGGCCCCGAGGAGAGGUUCAGUGGAGGAGAGUUCAGAGGACGGAGAGACGACAGGUUCAGAGGAGGAGGCCCCGGCCGGCCUGGAGGUCGAGGUUACCCUGACGAGUACGGUGGCCAGGAGGAGGGCUUCGACGGCCCGGAGGAGAUUGGUCGAGGCUGGGACAACGGAGGCAGAGGGAGGCCGCCUCGAGGAGGAGGUCCACCCAGAGGAGGAGGUCAUGAUGGUUAUCGGGAUGGUCAGCAGAUGCAUGAUGGGUCAUCUCCGGCCGGUCGCGAGCGCUCCUCCUCCCUGCAGGGGAUGGACAUGGCGUCUCUGCCCCCCCGCAAGCGACCGUGGCAGGACGGCCCGGGAACCGGAGACCCCCGAGAGCGAGAGUCCCCGGGAGCUGACGGAG